UUCGCCUUCCAGUCUGGACAGGGCGCCUUUCGCUGUUGCCUUUGCCUUCGCCGCGCACAGGACUCGGUGAGCUGCGCCCCCCGUGGUCCUUCCACCCCGCUGCCCCCUUGAGAGCUCAAGCUCCCCGAAGAUGCCAAGGCGCCGCGUCCCCGCCGCCACCAUGGCUAACUCGGGUGCCCCUCUUCGGCGCAGCCGCCGCCGCACCACCGCCGCCGCCACUGCAGCCUCCCGGGCCGCGGUCGCCGCCGCAGCAGCCGCCAGGGCCGUCACCCGCCGGCCGCCGCCUACCUCGGCCCCGCAGCAAACAGGUAGCAGGAAGCGGAAUGCGGCCGCGAUGGAGGCAGGCGGCGAGGGCUCCUCUUCGCAGGGCGCGGCGGCGGCCGACCGGUCGGGUCCGCAGUUGUCCAAGAAGCAGAGGCGGCCAACGCCGAGGCGCUCGCUGGUGCACUACCUCAAGGGCCGCGAGGUGGGCGUGCGGGGCGGCGCGGGGCUGCAGGGCAUCGAGGGUGAGCUGCGCGGCUACGCGGUGCACAGGCUGCCCGAGCUGCUGAGGGAACGCGAGCUGGCCCUGGGCACCUUCAACAAGGUGUUCGCGUCGCAGUGGCUGAACGCCAGGCAGGUGGUUUGCGGCACCAAGUGCAACACGCUCUUCGUCGUGGACGUGCACUCGGGCCAGAUCACGCGCAUACCCCUGAUGCGGGACCGCGAGCCAGGGUCCAUUCGCAGGGCCCAUAGAGGCUGCGGCAUCCACGCCAUCCAGCUGAACCCCUCCAAGACGCUGUUGGCCACCGGGGGCGAGAACCCCAACAGCCUGGCCAUCUACCAGCUGCCCACCCUGGAUCCCGUGUGCCUGGGCGACCGCCAGGGCCACAAGGACUGGAUCUUCACCAUCGCCUGGAUGAGCGACACGGUGGCCGUGAGCGGCUCCCGCGAUGGCACCGUGGCUCUCUGGCGGGUGGAUCCCGACAUGUUCAAUGGCAGCAUUGCCUGGCACAGUGAUGCGGGGCUCCCGGUGUAUGCCCACAUCCGGCCCAGGGACAUGGAGGCCAUCCCCAGGUCUAACACCAACCCCGGUAACCGCAAGGUGAGGGCUCUGGCCUUCAGCAACCAGAAUCAGGAGCUGGGAGCCUUAUCGCUGGAUGGUUUCUUCCACUUGUGGAAAGUCCAGAACAACUUGACCAGGCAGCUGUCCUUCAGGCUGCCCUACUGCCGAGAGAAUGUGUGCCUGACCUACUGCCAUGAGCCAGCCUUGUUCGCAGUGGGCUCCCAGUCCCACAUCUCCUUCCUGGAUCUGCGCCAGGGUCAGCAAAAUAUCUGGCCUCUGUGCUCCAGAGAGGGAGGCACAGGCGUGCGCUCACUGAGCUUCUACCAUCAUAUCCUCACUGUGGGCACAGGCCAUGGGAGCCUACUUUUCUAUGACAUCCGUGCCCAGAAGUUCCUGGAAGAGAGUGCCAACAGAAGCUCCUUACCUGAACCCAGGAGAAAGCUCAAGCUCACCUGCGGCAGAGGCUGGCUUAACCAUGAUGAUAUGUGGGUGAACUACUUCGGUGGUGUCGCAGAGUUCCCCAAUGCGCUCUAUACCCACUGCUACAACUGGCCUGAGAUGAAGCUUUUUGUGGCAGGGGGGCCUCUCCCUUCAGGCCUCCAUGGGCACUAUGCAGGCCUCUGGAGCUAAGGCUAGCUCAGUAUUCGCCAAUCGCCCAGAUUUAUGUUCCUUUCAUUUCCCAGUUCUGUAUUUGUAGUUUUAAAUUGUGGCUUUAGUCUUCUAGGUUUCUAUUUUACCUGUACUGAGUUGAUUAGGCAAAGAGAAAAAUGUUAUCCUAUAGGAAAUCAAAACGUGGCUUUAAUAAUUUUCUACACUUUCUUAGCACCAUCUUUUUGAAUUUUCUUACAAAGAAUGCCUACUUAACAUAAGUUGUAUAGUUUCUUCCAUUUACAUUUUAUCUCAUGCCAAGAACUGAUUUUCAUAGUUAUAUUUUAUUUCCUUCUGCCAUUAUUCUACUAAUAUUGUUUUACCUAUUUUAUUGUAGUUAUGUUAUUUACUAAGAUUUUUUUCUAAACGUUUAUACAUCUAUUUUAGAACACUAAUGGUACUUUUAUAGCAGUAAUCCAAUUGGAAAGUACAUUCCGAUUUGUAAAUGAUAACUUUUGAAAACAUUCCAUUUGCAAAAUGUACUGUUGGUGUCUGUAGUUGCUACGUCGGUGCUAGACUGUUCAAAAUUUGAUUAAUUUUGAAAAAAUAAGUUGUCAUAGUUGCACAGAACACUUCUGGAAUAGGAUUCUGUUGAUUAUUCAGAAUUAAUUGAAAACCUUAUUAGUAUUUUCUCUUUCAACCUCUCUUUAUGUUUACAUGACUUGUUAGAUAAGUGAUUGUAUAGUUUUUCACUUCCUGCCUUAGCACUAUCAAGAUUUGUGAAUAUAUUUGAAUGUUUCUUGUUUAAGGAAAUUGCACAGUUUCAGUGCCAUAUUUGAAGCAGGGAUUAUAAGUGCAAAUAUAGAAAGUAUGGCAGGGUGAACAGAAUGUUUACUGAUCCAGGUUAUUUACUGGAUAUUUUUCCUGUUGCUGCUUUUUAAUACCAAAUAUAUGUGAAAUACUUUUAAAAUGUCCAAUCCUGAUUGAAAAUUAAGUCACACACACACAAACACACACACACACACACACACACACCAUAGUUUCUAUUCCUUCUUAGUCUUAAUUAAAAAAAUUAAGUUAAUAGAACUUUACUUUCAAAGUGUCUUAUAUAGAGUGAAUAUAGUGUUAAAACUAGUGAUAUCUUCUACCUGUCAGUUUUCAAGAACAUAAGUUUAUUUUCCCCCCAUUUAUUGCAGGUUUAACACUUACAGUAUAGAUGUUUGCACAUAAGUUCAUUUUGAGAAAUUGUACUGGGAAUUUAAGUUUGUUAGGAUUAGGUUUAAGAAGGGUUUUUUUUUUUUUUUUGUUAUUGCUGUUUUGUUUUUGAUUCAGCUAUAUACAGAAUUUGUGGUUUUGGGAAAUCAGGUUGUACUUCCCCAUAUUUGAGACUGCUGGAAAUGAGAGUUGAAUUUGGUCGGUCGCAGUCCCCCAAUACUGGGCAGGUUGUGUUGACCUUACACUAGUAUUGAAUUGUGGGUGUUUUUUUUUUGUUUGUUUGUUUUUCUAAACUGUUUUGGAACCUAAGUGCUGCCUUGUUGUAUACUGACUAAAUGCUGUUCAGUUGCAUAUAAGAAAUAUAAUUUGAGGUACUAAAUAUAAUGUGAGGUACUAAAGUGAGUUGCAAUGCAAAAAAAUAAGUUUUUGUUAGAAGAAAUUGUUAUCAACAAGUUUAUGUAGUUGUUAUAUAGCAGUAAAAUGUAUUUGUGCACACGUGUCUCUAACUUUGUUCUUAACAUGUGGAGAAUGAAGUAUAUUCUUUUAGUUCUCCACUGAUGCUUAAUAAAUCGUAAGCAAGCAGUAAAUAUUCACUGAAUGUAAUUGUCUCUGGAGACCUACAGUUCAAAGUCAAGCUAUAAAAAGUCUGUAAGUGUAUACAUAUAAAUAAAGUUCAUAA
Molecule: messenger RNA, 3527 nt
Organism: Erinaceus europaeus (western European hedgehog)
Lineage: Eukaryota; Metazoa; Chordata; Mammalia; Eulipotyphla; Erinaceidae
Product: DDB1- and CUL4-associated factor 12-like protein 2
Exons: 1
Coding region: 131-1675 (514 amino acids)
Cellular component (GO): Cul4-RING E3 ubiquitin ligase complex
Molecular function (GO): protein binding
Source: RefSeq, a predicted model, not a curated record